AGAUUAAAUCUUCAUUAUGGAGAAUCUGGAAGGCAAAGUGACUGUAAGAAGGAUUCAGUCAGAGGCUAAGUUCUCUGGACUUCCAACUGAUCCGUAUAAAGCUCUAGAAAGAUCACAAUCGGCCAGAACACUUCUCCAUGACAUAGAGGAUGAGGAGGAGAUGACAGAGAAAAAUCAGGAGUCACCACAUCAUAAUGUAUCGGAAUGUUCUAAAGUUUAUUUGGAUCUGUCGCAACCAGAAAAUUCAGAACAACGUCUCGUCAACAAUAUAGAUCAGGAUCAUCUUAAGAAUGGAAAUGAAAAAUGUGUAUUUUUAUCAGGAAAUGAAGAUUUGAACAAUUACACAUUGAAACACUCAGAAUCUGAGGAUCAACCUGCAACAGAGAACUCUGAUUGGUGUUCCAGUCUACAACAUCUUAUAGGUCAACUUAAGGUCAAAAUUGAGGUCAUCAAACAAUGUGCAGGUGAUUCACUCAUCCAAGCAUUACGUGACAUCAGUUUAUUAGUGGAACAAGCUUGGGCCAUUCCCACUUAUGGUAGGGAUGUAGCAUAUAGCUUAUGUGACACUCUUCGUGAAGAACACGCCCUAGACAUUGUGAUAGGAAACUGUGCCUCUCAAAACAAAGAACUGAUGAAGACUUCGGGAAGAUUACUUGACAAAAUUUUAACCACAAGAAAUCGACAAAGAGUAGCACACUAUGGACUAGAAAUAGUGGUUAAAAUGACCGUUGAUGCUAAGGGAGAGUUUGAUAUGGCCAGAUUUUGUACGGGAAUAUUGGAGAGUCUCUUCAAGACAUCGGAAGAAACUUGUAGAAAGUUGACUGUCCUGGGGGGACUUGAUGUUUUACUUUAUUGGUGUAGAAGUAAUGAUCGUCUGACAUUACGUCACUGUGCAAUUGGUUUGUCAAAUAUGGCUUUGUAUGGUGGCCCUGAAAACCAAGAAGAGAUGGCAAAACACAAAGUCCCAGAAUGGCUCUUCCCUCUGGCAUUUAAUGAUGAUGAUAGUGUAAGAUAUUAUGCCUGCUUAGCAAUUUCUGUACUGGUUGCCAAUAAAGAAAUUGAAUCUGCUGUAUUACAAUCUGGUACCCUAGAUCUGGUUCUUCCAUUCAUUGCUAGUCACUCUCCCAGUGAGUUUGGGAGGAUGGACCUGUCUCAUCGUCAUGGUAGAUCCAGAGGAUGGUUGAAACGUCUGGUUCCCUUAUUAUCCAGUAAAAGGGAGGAAUCUGAAGCAUUAGCAGCAUUUCAUUUUGCAAUGGAGGCAGGAAUUAAAUCUCUCCAGAAAAAGACAGAAGUAUUUUAUGAAGUAGGAGCUAUACGUCCAUUAAAAAGAUUAGCUAGUAGUCCAAAUGCUACAACCUCCAAAUUAGCUUGUGAAGCUCUAAGAAUUAUUGGAGAGAAUCUACCGCACAAACUGACUGCACAAGUUCCUGUGUGGACUGUUGAAGAUGUGAAGUUCUGGGUAUCACAGAAUGGCUUUGAGGAAUUUGCUGUUAAUUUUGAGAGAUGUAAAGUAGAUGGCGACCUGCUGUUAACAUUAACAGAAGACGACUUAUCAGGCAGUCUGCAUAUGAAAUGUAGAAUAGCACACAAAAGAUUUAUGAGAGAAUUAAAGAGACUUAAGAUAACAGCAGACUAUGCGUCCUCAGAUCCAACCAAACUGGACGAUUUUUUGAUGGAGUUGGGGUCAGAGUUCAGCCAAUACACCUACUCCAUGUUACAGGCUGGUGUAGACAUGCUUUAUCUACCUGACCUAACGGAGGAACAGCUGGCCAAUGAUUGUGGCAUCACUAGUGGCAUACAUAGGAGUAAAAUAUUACAGAAAAUUAGAGUUUCAGAGGAACAAAAGACGGAAAGUGACAGUGGAGAUAUUAUUGAUGGGCGCAAAGUGACGGAUGUUUUUAUAAGUUACAGAAGGGUAAAUGGGUCCAUGUUAGCAAGUUUAUUGAAGGUAUUUCUGCAGCUGAGGGGAUUUACAGUAUUUUUAGAUAUAGAGAAAUUAAACGCUGGUAAAUUUGAUGAGGGAUUAUUGAGUAGCGUGAGGUCAUCACGUAAUUUUAUACUGGUACUGACACCAAAUGCUCUCGAUAGAUGUGUAGGAGAUAAAGACAAAAAUGACUGGGUUCACAGGGAAAUAGUAGCAGCAUUAGAAAGUAAGUGUAAUAUUAUACCUAUUAUGGACAACUUCCGCUGGCCAUCAGCUGACCAGCUACCUGAAGAUAUGAAACAGAUCACAUUCUUUAAUGGUAUAAGAUGGAUACAUGAAUAUCAGGAUGCCUGUGUGGAGAAGUUAGAAAGAUUCCUGAGAGGAGAAGUCAACAUCAGUAGUAAAAGAGCAGGAUUGUUCCAGAUGGGCUCAUCUUCAGAGUUGUUACAACAGCACCAAGCCAAAUAUAGCUCUAGUUCUAGUGAAAAUUCUCCCAACUCAGACUGUAGCUAGUUCCAGAUGUCACAAAUCAGAGUCUUGUUUGUCCAAAUUCUCCCUACUUAAUAUGUGUAUGAAUCUCCUAACCUUAAAUUGUAUCUUGUCCCGUCUCUCACAUCUUGGAGAUUUUUUUGUUCAAAUUCUCCUCAAGUUAUAUGUGUAUGAAUCUCGUAACCCCCAGUUGUGUAGCUUAUCCUAGUUCUAACACCUCAGAGAGUUGUUUGUCCAAAUUCUCCCUAUUUCAUAUGUAUAUGAAUCUCCCAACCUCCAAUUGUAGCUUGUCCCCGCUCUUAUUCAUCAGACUAUUGUUUUUUCUGAAUUCUUCCUACUUAAUAUGUAAGUAAAUCUUACACCAAAUUAUAGCUUGUCCCGGCUCUUGUACAUCAGAUAAUUGUUUUCUCAAAUUCUCCCUACCUUAUAUGUAUGUGAAUCUCCUAACUUGCAAUUGUAUUUAAUGUGUCUAGUGUCUUUUAAUAUUUCACCUAUUGUGAUUUAAAGAUUAUUGUCAAUGGAGAUAUUUUUACCUGUGACAAAAUAUGUACAUUUGGCCGUUUUCACUCGAUAAGGGUGGCUAAACAGAUAACUGACUUCAUGCUUAAGAUGCAGUUAAAUGAGCAAUUAAUUUGGAAUGCAUGGAAAUUGAAUCUGUUUAUAUGAUUAUCUUGAAAACUCAAUUGUUAUUGCAGCAUUCUUCCCAUAAUUUCUAUAUACCAUCCUGGUAAUCCAAAAAAAUUCAGAAAUAUUAGCUAAUAACAACUAUAACAAAAUUUUCGAGCAGAGAUACUUCCUAUUUAUUUCCAGCAAAUUGGUUCUAUAUUGUAAGUCCUUAAGCAAUUGAGUUUAUAAAAGGUUUCAGUUAGGAAUUUUAUGUGCCUUUCAUCUUUUAGAUUUAUAUUUGAAAUUUUGACUGAGACACAUACAUUUUAUAUUUUUGACAUAACAACUUCCAUUACGUUAAAAGUUUUUUUAAAGAAAUCUUGAUGGUAUGAAUGCUUUAUAGAUAUAUACUCAUAACAUUCCAUGUGUUCAUUUGUAUAAUGUGGAUUUAUUAUUAUUUGUUGCAACCAAUUUUUGUGGAUUUUAGGGUAAUGGAAAACCUAAAUUUAAAUGUUGAAAUGAAUUACUUAUUUUCAAUGGGAAUAAAUUCAGAUUUUGUAAAAACAACUAACAUAUUUUUACAAAAAUGCAAGGUUUCCCUGAUCCAUAAAAUUAAGUACCCACAAAAAAAUGAAGUAAUUCAUUGUUAAUUUUUUCUGUCCAGUUCUUUUAUGAUACAUGUACUUGUAAAGAACUGUAUAGACUAUUGAAGAAAUGUAUUGUUUUUUAUUGCUCCUUUUCACAAAGAAUAGGCAAUACCUUUUGAACCUUUUAAUUUCUGAAAUUUAAAAGGACAUGAAUUUUAGAUUUAUAAUUAAGUUUCUUUUGUUACAUAAAAGGUAUAUAUUAUGUAGAAGAUUUUGAUACAAUAUUAACUAUGAUGGUACCCAAAAAUGAAAACGGGUAGGGCAGGGAACCAGGAAAAAAUUACAUGGAGCACAUUUUCAAGAUAUUUAAUUUAUAAAAUAUGGCUGGAAAAGACUGACUCGACUUUUACCUUAUAUUUUCAUUGGUAUUAUUUGGGUCUCAAAUCGAAAGAAAGAAAAUCAAGAAUCUGCUAAUAUUUUGUCAAAUGACCUUUUAUGAGCUAUUUAAAAGUCGCAUGUUAAAAGAUAAAUAGUUGUUAUAGGACAGAAUAUUUUACCUUGUAUUGUAUGGAAAAACACCAAGGAGUCCGAACAUUUGACACUUAUUCCAAAACCUCACCUAAGUACAUCCUUAAGCCUGAGAAUAAGUUAUUUUUUCCAUUGAUAAAGGAUAUAGUUUUUGUCAGAAUUAUAUUAUAAAGAGGGUCAUCUGUCUCGUCCUUAUUCGAAGAUUAUUCCUGAAAGAGAAGGGUUUAUUUAUUAAGGCCUUAUAUUGGCAAUUUGAUGUAAUAUUAUUGAAGCCUUAUUUCUGAGAAAUCUCAGUAAUUAUUAAACAGGGUAAAUAAAAACGAAAAUAUUGUGUUUAAAAAAUAUUUGUUUGUAAUUAUAUGUUUUUAUUCUGAGAAGAAGUGAUAUUGUAACAUUGUAUAAUUAUUCCCUCAUUUUAUUUCUAAAGAGUUAUUUCCCAUGUCUGGUUUAAACAGCAGUUGUUUUAAAAUAUAACGAAUAGUAUGCAUUAAUAUUUAUUAGAAAGAAGUCAAAAGACAAUACAUAUUUACAUGUCUAUGUAAAUUUUCUAACGCAUUGGAAUAGUUUCACAUUUAGAAAAAGAAAGCAAAAUAUGAAGACACAACUGUGAUUCUGUAAAUUCAGAAAUUUAUGCACACAUUUAUUAUUAGAAAUUCUUAACCACCGGCAAAAAGUCUUAUUAAUGUGAUUGCAAAAAUUAAACAAAGAACAU
Molecule: messenger RNA, 4846 nt
Organism: Mytilus trossulus (common blue mussel)
Lineage: Eukaryota; Metazoa; Mollusca; Bivalvia; Mytilida; Mytilidae
Product: NAD(+) hydrolase sarm1-like
Exons: 8
Coding region: 17-2437 (806 amino acids)
Biological process (GO): negative regulation of MyD88-independent toll-like receptor signaling pathway; response to axon injury; signal transduction
Cellular component (GO): dendrite
Molecular function (GO): protein binding; signaling adaptor activity; NAD+ nucleosidase activity
Source: RefSeq, a predicted model, not a curated record